This is a messenger RNA of Cuscuta epithymum, 2419 nucleotides long. Lineage: Eukaryota; Viridiplantae; Streptophyta; Magnoliopsida; Solanales; Convolvulaceae. The record is from the annotation of a GenBank genome assembly.
AUUGUAAGAAGACCGUUAAAAGGUUGGAUUAUUAGUUUCCAUUUUCCCUAUAAAUUUUUAAUAAAUCAGCAGAAUCAGCCAAUACUACCGCAGUUAGAAUUUCAUACUAGCAAGGGACUCCAAAAUCCAAAUGGUGUAAUGGCCUAUAUUUAAUUGUCCACCGAAAAUACCCCAUAAUUGGAGGGCAUGGAUCAAAAUCCAUGGGAGGGUCCCAGAGAGAAGCAAAGACAAUCCACAAUCCCAGCCACUUUCAGCCUCCCUCUUUGUCGUCUCUCGCUCAUCACCUUGUCGUAUUUCCCCUCCCCGCAGCUUAGCACUUGUUUCUGUACGCGUACACGCACCUAACGUGUCCUCUCUCUUAUCCUUCACCUACCUCAUAAAUCCCCUUUCAUUCACCAAAAGCUUUUCCAAUCAAUCAGCCAGCCAUAUACAGUCCUUGUUAUAGAAAGCCUCUACUACUAGUCAUAGAACAUCCAGAUAGAUUAUAGAUAACAGAUCGAUUGUAGAUAGAUAGAGAGAUUUCCUGAAAGGAUUUUUCUUUCAAUUAUACACAAAACACGAUCCACUCACAGAUUCACUGAUCUUUCUUACACACACACAUAUAUAGAGAGAGAGAGGGAGGGAGGGAGCCAGGGAGGAGUAUUAUAUAUAUAUAUAGAGAGAGAGAGAUUUUAGGUUUUCAUGGAAAUGGGAUCUGUUUAGUUUUAUAUUUCAGUUUUGUUUCUUUCUUUCAUUUAGGUGGGAGGUAUACCCAAUGGCCAGAAAUAGUGAAGCAUCCCUGAUCGAGUCCAAGAGUGAGUCAAAGAGAGUAGUUCCACUGAACACGUGGGUUCUCAUCUCCAACUUCAAGCUGUCCUACAAUCUACUACGCCGCCCUGAUGGGACAUUCAACCGCCACCUGGCGGAGUUUCUUGAUCGCAAGGUCCCUGCUAAUGCAAAUCCAGUUCAAGGUGUUUUCUCAUUCGACAUGAUCAUUGACCGUGAAAUCGGACUGCUGAGUCGUAUAUACCGGCCUGCAUUUGAUGACGGAAGUGAGCCCAGUUUAUGCAAUCUUGAAACCCCCGUGUGCUCCGAUAUAGUUCCUGUCAUCAUUUUCUUCCACGGUGGAAGCUUUGCACACUCCUCUUGCAACAGUGCAAUAUAUGACACUCUCUGUCGUCGUCUUGUGGGCACUUGUAAGGCCAUUGUCGUGUCAGUGAACUACCGGCGAGCACCUGAGAAUAGAUACCCUUCUGCAUAUGAUGAUGGAUGGACUGCUCUGAAGUGGGUCAGUUCAAGAAAAUGGAUGGAAAGCAAAAAGGACUCUAAAGUUCAUGUUUAUUUAGCAGGAGAUAGCUCUGGGGGCAAUAUUGCCCAUAAUGUGGCUCUCAGAGCAGCCGAGUCAGAUAUACAAGUGUUAGGGAGCAUAUUGCUUAAUCCUAUGUUUGGAGGAGAAAAGAGAACUGAGUCGGAAAAGCAGUUAGACGGAAAAUAUUUUGUCACCCUUCAGGACAGAGAUUGGUAUUGGAGAGCCUUUCUCCCUGAAGGGGCUGAUAGGGACCAUCCGGCUUGCAACCCGUUUGGUCCGAACAGGAUCCACCUUGAAGGGGUUUUUAAGUUCCCGAGGAGCCUUGUGGUCGUGGCCGGUUUGGACCUGGUUCAGGAUUGGCAGAUGGCUUAUGUAGAUGGGCUUAAGAAGGCUGGGCAAGAGGUCAAACUUAUUUAUCUAGAGAAGGCGACGAUUGGGUUCUACUUGUUGCCAAAUAAUGACCACUUUUACACCGUCAUGGAUGAGAUUAGUGACUUCGUGAGUUCAGACAGUUGAAACCUUCCAGCAGUUGAAAAUUUUGGAGUUUAAAGAUUGUCCCUCUGUAUGUCUCUGGUUCCAAGAAGGGCCCCGGUUGGGUGAUUCUAGUGUCAAGGCUUCUUGUUGUGCUUAACUGGUACAAGUUUCUUUAUUUGGGGAUUCCGCUUCUUGGUUGUGUUGUAUAUAUAUAAAGUGCAAUAAGUCACAGAACUAUUUUAAGUGCAGUUUAGCUACAGCUCCAACUUCUGGCCUUUAAAGGGGAGGAAGAAGUGUGAAUUUGGGAGUGGGGGGCUGAUCUGAGAGAAUCAGCACCUUUGCUAAUAUUAUAUACCUACUGGUCCUAAGUAUACUUGCUAAACUGCAAUUCAUGGAUGGGAAACGUCCAUAAAUUAUUGAAUCUGUAAUCUAUAUAAGUAGAAUUGUCAUGGGUUGUGCUUACUUAACUUUCCAUUUGUGUAUUUACUUGAUUGCUUGUAGGCUGCAAGUAAAGAGCACAAAUGGUACCAUAACUAGUGGCAUUAAUGCAAUUUUGUGCCCCAAUUAAGAAACCCUAAUCGCAUUUGAUUUCUUUGUCGGUUGUACCAUUCGAUGUUCUGGCAAUUAUUAGAUUUGGCAGUUUGAAUUCAACUUACA